GGAAGUGCCGGCUUGGGAGAGGCGGGCCGGGAUCGGGCUGCAGCUCCGGCGGCGCCAUGAAGCGGGACGUGCGCAUCCUGCUGUUGGGCGAGGCCCAGGUGGGGAAGACGUCGCUGAUCCUGUCGCUGGUGGGCGAGGAGUUCCCCGAGGAGGUCCCUCCCCGGGCAGAAGAGAUCACCAUCCCCGCAGAUGUCACCCCAGAGAGGGUUCCUACCCACAUCGUCGAUUACUCAGAAGCUGAACAGACGGUUGAGGAACUGCAAGAUGAGAUUCUCAAGGCGAACGUGGUGUGUGUGGUGUAUGAUGUGUCUGAGGAGGCCACCAUCGAGAAGAUCCGAACCAAAUGGAUCCCACUGGUGAAUGGGGGGACUGAGAAGCCCAGGGUCCCCAUCAUCUUGGUGGGCAACAAGUCAGACCUCCGGCCGGGGAGCUCCAUGGAGGCCGUGCUGCCCAUCAUGAGCCAGUUCCCUGAGAUCGAGACCUGUGUGGAGUGUUCUGCCAAGAACCUGAGGAACAUCUCGGAGCUGUUCUACUAUGCACAGAAGGCCGUGCUGCACCCCACAGCACCGCUCUACGACCCCGAGGCCAAGCAGCUGAGGCCCCCAUGCAUCCAGGCCCUCACGCGCAUCUUCAGGCUCUCGGACCAGGAUCUGGACCAGGCGCUCAGUGACGAGGAGCUCAAUGCUUUCCAGAAAUCCUGCUUCGGGCACCCCCUGGCCCCGCAGGCCCUGGAGGAUGUGAAGAUGGUGGUGUGCAAGAACGUGGCGGGAGGCGUGCAGGACGACCAACUGACCCUGGAUGGCUUUCUCUUCUUGAACACGCUGUUCGUGCAACGUGGCCGCCAUGAGACCACGUGGACCGUCCUGCGGCGUUUUGGCUACGGCAACACACUCGAGCUGACGGAUGACUACCUCUACCCGCCGCUCCACGUGCCCCCUGGCUGCAGCACAGAGCUCAACCACUUUGGCUACCAGUUUGUGCAGAGAAUGUUUGAGAAGCACGACCAGGACCGCGAUGGUGCCCUCUCGCCUGCGGAGCUGCAGAGCCUCUUCAGCGUGUUCCCGGCUGCCCCAUGGGGCCCCCAGCUCCCACGUGGUGUCCGCACCAAGGCUGGCCGGCUGCCCCUGCACGGGUACCUCUGCCAAUGGACCCUGGUGACCUACUUGGAUGUUCGGCGCUGUCUCGAGCUCCUGGGCUACCUGGGCUAUCCCAUCCUCUGCGAGCAGGACUCUCAGGCCCACGCCAUCACAGUCACCCGUGAGAAGAAGCUGGACCAGGAGAAGGGACAGACGCAGAGAAACGUACUCCUGUGCAAGGUGGUGGGGGCCUGCGGAGUGGGCAAGUCAGCCUUCCUGCAGGCCUUCCUCGGCCGCGGCCUGGGACACCAGGACACUGGGGAGGCCCCCGAGGAACCCACCACCUGCGUCAUCGACACGGUGCAAGUCCACGGGCAGGAGAAGUACCUGAUACUGUGCGAGGUGGACGCAGACAGCCUGCUGGCCACCGCACCCGAUGCCACCUGCGAUGUUGCCUGCUUGAUGUUCAGCGGCAGCGAUCCCGCAUCCUUUGCGCUCUGUGCCAGCGUCUACAAGCGCCACUACAUGGACGGGCAGACGCCUUGCCUCUUCGUCUCCUCUAAGGCCGACCUGCCCGAAAGCAUCUCGCCGCCUGGCCUGGCCCCGGCUGAGUUCUGCCGCCGGCACCGGCUGCCUGCCCCCACCCCUUUCUCCUGCGCAGGCCCAGCUGAACCCAGCUCGGCCAUCUUCACCCGGCUCGCCACCAUGGCCACUUUCCCACACCUGGCUCACGGGGAGCUGCACACCACCUCCUUCUGGCUGCGGGUGACCCUGGGGGCCGUCGGGGUUGCUGUCGCUGCCGUGCUCAGUUUUUCGCUCUACAGGGUCCUGGUGAAGAGCCGAUGAGGCCCCUGGGCCCUGCAGUCUGAGCUCAUGGGGCUUCCUUCUGUCUGAACUUUGCUUCUGAGGACAGUGCGCACUGCCCUGCCCCUGCCCGAGCCCAGCGGUGGCCCGCUGGUCCUAGCACCCUGUGUCCUG
Messenger RNA from Ceratotherium simum simum (southern white rhinoceros), 2054 nucleotides. The record is from RefSeq and is a predicted model, not a curated record. NCBI's taxonomy places the organism in Eukaryota, Metazoa, Chordata, Mammalia, Perissodactyla, Rhinocerotidae.